GUUUACAUUUUCUUUCCCCGCUGUCAAGUGAACUAUGAAAAAUUUUGUCGUUUUAUUAUUCUUGAUUAAUGUAUCAUUCGUAUCCGGCGCUCCAACUCUAUGCAACAACAUAGUUCAAAGCGUUUCACAAGUCGCUUACUCAGAUUAUUUAUCCUUCUCUGGUGGUUUAUUUUUGACUUUCUUCUCAAAUCCUUCCAAAAAUGAUCAAUCUUUUUUUGCCAAAUUAAAAAGAUUUUUAAUACGAACUGCAGUUAUACAAUUUAUGGCAAUAUUGUCUCUUAUGACUUUCAUGACGACCAGAUUCUUCACGUUGAAUAAUUUAGUAUUGCCUGAAUUUCUUAGGGUAUGUUCUCUCGCCAUGUAUGGUUGCUGCGGUGUGAUGACUUUGACUCAUUUUAUAGGAAGAAAUAUGAUAUCAAUAUGUUCAUGCAAUGCACACACAACAAGAUUUUUUCGCAUUGUAACUCGAGCUGUUAUCUUUAUUCCAAUCUAUGUUAUUCAAAUGAUUUUUCAAGUCUACUUGAAAAACCAUUUUCCAUCAACUGGAUACAUGUUUGCAUUUCAAUGGAUUAGCAUUCUUUCUAUAUUAUUUGCCAUUCCAUUGUGCAUCUUAAUUAUUAUUGAAAAAUUAUUUUGGUCUGUAAAAUUAUUAUACAUUUUCAUAUAUCCUUUUGUAUUUCAAAUUUAUCUACACGUCGGAUAUGUAUGUUUUUUUUUAUAUUGCGAUGAAGACUUUAUAUCGUCAGCGUUGUUGCUAGCCAGCGGUUUUGCACUAGGUAAUGUUCUUAAAAGUGCUUUUUACUUGAUCUUUCCAAGAAAUAUAUGGGAAACUAUUCCAGACAGAGCAAGGACGAAGGAUAACUAUAACGCAAAUCCAAAUAGCAGUUAUGAUGAGUUGUCAUUCUCCAAAGGAGAAAUCCUUGAAAAUGCUAAUGAUAAUGGUAAAUGGUGGCUACUAGCAAGGAACCAAAAUGGCGAAACUGGUUUUGUCCAAAUUAAUUAUCUACAAACUAUCUAGCAAGAACGAUACAAUAAAGUGUAAAAAAUAACGGAGGUUCUCGCCAGUUUUUGAUUAUUUUUGUAUAUUAUUAUUUUUUAAUUAAUUAAUUUAGACAGAUAAAUUUUUGUAAACAUGUAAAAAGCUACUUUCUUUGUUUAACAUAACCUUUCAAAGCAGAGAGAAAAUAUAAUUUAAACUUGAAAUUUCAAAUCAUAUUACAUAUAUGAUAUUAUAUAUAUAAUCAAUUAUAAUUAUUGUAAUUCUAAUUUCGGUCAUAUUUUAAUAUACAGUGCCUAUAAUUUAAUACAGCUAUUGCGCAAAUGUACUUCUAUGUAAUUUUUUUUU
Molecule: messenger RNA, 1345 nt
Organism: Rhizophagus irregularis DAOM 181602=DAOM 197198
Lineage: Eukaryota; Fungi; Glomeromycota; Glomeromycetes; Glomerales; Glomeraceae
Molecular function (GO): protein binding
Source: RefSeq, a predicted model, not a curated record